Messenger RNA from Notechis scutatus (mainland tiger snake), 10059 nucleotides. The record is from RefSeq and is a predicted model, not a curated record. Lineage: Eukaryota; Metazoa; Chordata; Lepidosauria; Squamata; Elapidae.
ACUUGCCAGGAGACCAUGGAAAAUACUGCAUCCUGGGAUUUCCCUCUGCCCUUCUGUCGUGCUGAUGAUGCCUGUGGUGGGACACUUCGGGGGCAAAGUGGAAUAAUUUCAACCCCCCAUUAUCCUUUGGAGUACAACAACAACGCUGACUGCACAUGGACGAUUCUAGCAGAGCCGGGAGACACUAUAGCUCUGGUUUUCUUGGAUUUCCAAUUGGAGGACGAAUAUGACUUUUUAGAGGUCACUGGAACGGAGGGAUCCUCUUUAUGGUUUACAGGAACAAACCUUCCUGCUCCUGUAAUCAGCAGCAAAAACUGGCUUCGUCUUCACUUUAUGUCGGAUGGGAACCACAGACAGAAGGGUUUCAACGCACAAUAUCAGGUCAAAAAGCAAAUGGAGAUUAAAUCCCGGGGAGUGAAAUUGAUGCCAAGUAAAGACAUGAACCAGAAGACAUCUGUGUUAACACAGGUUGGUGCAUCCCAGGGACAUAACAUGUGUCCGGACCCUGGGAUUCCAGAUCGGGGCAAAAGAAUAGGCAAUGAUUUCAGGUUAGGAUCCAGUGUCCAAUUCACCUGCAGUGAAGGUUAUGACUUGCAAGGCUCCAAAAGCAUCACCUGUAAGAAGCUGAGUGGUAUGAUAGCUGCCUGGAGUGACCAGAGACCAGUGUGUCGAGCUAGAAUGUGUGAUACAUACCUCCGAGGGCCCAGUGGUGUUAUCACAUCUCCUAACUAUCCUGUCCAGUACGAUAACAAUGCAUAUUGUGUGUGGGUGAUCACUGCACUCAAUCCAGCCAAGGUAAUCAAACUCAAUUUUGAAGAAUUUGACUUGGAGAGAGGAUAUGAUACACUAACUGUGGGAGAUGGAGGCCAGGUUGGAGACCAGAAAAGUGUGCUUUAUGUUUUAACAGGUACAACUGUCCCUGAUUUGAUUGUCAGCACUCAACAUCAGAUGUGGCUCCUCUUCCAGACUGAUAGUGUGAGGAACCUACUAGGGUUCAAAGCAACCUAUGAAGAAAUUGACCAGGGAAGCUGUGGAGAUCCCGGAUUGCUCGCGUAUGGCAAGAGAGAAGGGUCAACAUUUCGCCAUGGAGACUCAUUGACAUUUGAAUGCCAGCCUGCAUUUGAACUGAAGGGGAAGAAAACAAUCACUUGUCAAAAAAGUAGCCAGUGGUCUUCUCAGAAACCAGUCUGUAUUUUUUCCUGCUUCUUCAAUUUCACCAGUCCAUCUGGGAUUGUGCUCUCCCCGAAUUACCCUGAGGAAUAUGGCAGCAGCUUGCACUGCGUCUGGCUAAUCAUUGCAAAUCCUGAAAGUCGGAUCCAUUUGGCUUUCAAUGAUUUUGAUGUGGAGCCUCAGUUUGACUUCUUGGCGGUGAAGGAUGGUGGAACAGCUGAAUCACCCACCCUUGGGACAUUCUCUGGAAGCCAACUCCCAUCUUCUCUGACCAGUAGUGGCCAUGUUGCCAGGUUGGAAUUCCAGACAGAUCACUCCACUGAGAAGCGUGGCUUCAACAUCACGUUUACCACCUUCAGACAUAAUGAGUGUCCCGACCCAGGAGUGCCCGUCAAUGGAAAACGCUUUGGUGAUAGCCUCCAACUUGGAAGCUCAGUCUCUUUCCUGUGUGAUGAAGGCUUUAUAAGGACCCAUGGCUCAGAAACAGUCACCUGUGUCUUGAAAGAAGGCAAUGUGGUUUGGGAUAAUGCAGUCCUGAGAUGUGAAGCUCCCUGUGGUGGCCAUCUGACCUCACCAAAUGGAAUGAUCCUGUCUCCAGGGUGGCCGGGGUUCUACAAGGACUCUCUUAAUUGUGGAUGGGUCAUUGAAGCUCAACCAGGGUACCCAAUCAAAAUCACAUUUGACAGGUUUAAAACGGAGGUGAAUUAUGAUACGUUGGAAGUGCGUGAUGGCAAAUCCUACUCGUCCCCCUUGAUUGGAGUUUAUGAUGGGACCCAAGUCCCCCAGUUUCUCAUCAGCACCAGCAAUUUCCUCUACCUGCUCUUCACCACGGACAAAAGUCAUUCGGACGUUGGCUUUCAGAUCCACUAUGAAACGGUAAAGCUCCAGUCCGAUCACUGCUUGGAUCCAGGAAUUCCAGUCAAUGGACUACGAUAUGGGAAUGAUUUCUAUGUGGGGGCACUGGUGACUUUUGGCUGUGAUCCAGGGUAUACUCUGAGUGAUAGUGAAUCUCUGGAGUGUGAGCCAAAUUUUCAGUGGAGCAGGCCACUUCCAAGCUGUGAAGCUCUCUGUGGAGGCUAUAUUCAAGGAUCUAGUGGCACUGUAUUAUCACCAGGCUUUCCAGAUUUCUACCCCAAUAAUUUAAAUUGCACUUGGAUUAUAGAAGCUUCUCAUGGCAAAGGUGUUUUCUUCACUUUCCACACUUUCCACUUGGAGAGCGGUCAUGACUACUUGUUGAUCACUGAAAAUGGCAGCUUCAGUCAGCCACUGAAACAGCUCACUGGUUCCCACCUGCCUGCUCCUUUUAGCGCUGGUCUCUUUGGGAACUUCUCUGCUCAGAUCCGCUUCAUUUCGGACUUCUCCAUUUCUUAUGAAGGCUUCAAUAUCACUUUUUCAGAAUAUGACCUAGAACCUUGUGAGGAGCCUGAAGUGCCGAUCUACAGCAUUCGCAAAGGUCUUCAGUUUGGUGUGGGGGACAUCUUGACUUUCUCCUGCUUCCCUGGGUACCGACUAGAAGGCGUCUCCAGCAUUACUUGUCUGGGCGGUAGACGGCGUGUGUGGAGUUCGCCACUGCCAAGGUGUGUUGCGGAAUGUGGCUCCUCUGUGACUGGAACUCAAGGUGUUCUCUUAUCUCCAAAUUAUCCCCUAAACUACAACAACCACCAUGAAUGUAUCUAUUCCAUCCAGACGCAGCCAGGAAAAGGAAUUCAACUUAAAGCCAGGGCAUUCAGCUUGGAAACUGGAGAUGUCCUCAAGAUUUAUGAUGGCAGCAAUAACUCAGCUCGCCUGCUGGGCUCCUUCAGCCGUGCAGAGAUGUUGGGUCUCAAUGUCAACAGCACUUCCAGCUCAAUGUGGCUUGAAUUCAUCACAGAUGGAAACGGCACAAAUCAAGGUUUUGAGUUGCAGUUUUCUAGUUUUGAUUUAAUCAAAUGUGAGAACCCUGGCAUCCCACAAUUUGGCUACAAAGUCCACGAUGAAGGACAUUUUGCAGGGAGUUCUGUCUCUUUCAGUUGUGAUCAUGGCUACACAUUACGCGGAAGCCGUGUGCUUACUUGCUUGACUGGAGAGCGAAGAUCCUGGGACCAACCUCUCCCCACCUGCGUAGCUGAGUGUGGGGGCAGCAUGCGAGGUGAGUCUUCAGGAAGGAUCCUAUCUCCAGGGUUUCCAACACCCUAUGAUCACAAUCUCAACUGUGUCUGGACAAUUGAAGCAGAAGCUGGUUGCACAAUAGGGCUCCAUUUCAUAGUUUUCCAUACAGAGGACUUUCAUGAUGUUUUGAGAAUCUGGGAUGGGCCAGUGGAGAAGAGCAUCCUCCUGAAAGAAGUUAGUGGUUCUGUCUUGCCCAGUGACGUUCACAGCACCUUCAACUUGGUGGUCCUUCAGUUCAACACGGACUUUUUCACCAGUAAACAGGGCUUUGCCAUUCAGUUUUCAGUGUCCACUGCCACUUCCUGCAAUGAUCCUGGGAUCCCACAGAAUGGGAGCCGGAGCGGAGACAGCAAGGAGGCAGGAGACAACAUUAUUUUCCAGUGUGAUCCAGGAUACACCUUGCAGGGUGAUGCCAAGAUCAGCUGUGUGCAGAUCGAGAACAGGUUCUUCUGGCAGCCUGACCCGCCCACUUGCAUAGCACCUUGUGGUGGGAUCCUGGCAGGGCCUUCGGGGGUUAUCUUGUCCCCCAGUUACCCAGAGCCUUACCCUCCAGGAAAAGAGUGUGAUUGGAAGCUGACCGUCUCACCGGAUUAUGUCAUUGCUCUGGUGUUUCACACGUUUAAUUUGGAACCAGGGUAUGAUUUCUUGCACAUCUAUGAUGGGCCCAGCUCACUUAGUCCCCUGAUUGGGAGUUUCUAUGAUACCCAAGUACCAGAAAGGAUUGAGAGCAGCAGCAACAACCUCUUCCUGGCCUUUCGCAGUGAUGCUUCUGUCAGCAAUACAGGAUUUGUAAUCCAUUUCACAGAAAACCCCAGAGAAUCCUGUUUUGAUCCAGGUCUGAUUAAAAAUGGAACUCGAGCUGGAAGUGAGCUGAAACUGGGCUCCACAAUCACAUACUACUGUGACAGUGGUUAUGUGAUUGAAGGAGUGUCCACUGUGACAUGUGUCAUGGAAGGAGAUGGGAAACCUGUGUGGAACAAGCCAAGGCCCAUGUGUACAGUGGUAUUUGGCCAGUUUGCCUUCUUCCAGACAGCUCUCCAUGACAUCAUUGAAGUACAUGAUGGUCCAAACCAACAUUCUCGCCUCCUCAGCUCUCUCUCUGGUUCUCAUACGGGUGAAUCAUUGCCUCUGGCUACCACAAACCAAAUACUGAUCAAAUUCAGUGCUAAAGGGCAGGCCACAGCCAAAGGUUUCCAUUUUGUCUAUCAAGCGGUUCCACGAACCAGUGCCACCCAGUGCAGCUCCGUGCCAGAGCCCCGUUACGGGAGACGGAUUGGCAUUGACUUCUCGGUGGGGGCUGUGGUCCAGUUUGAGUGUAAUGCUGGCUAUGCUCUCAAGGGAUCUCACAGCAUUGAAUGCUUGACAAUGCCUGGAACUCUUGCCCAGUGGAACUCUUCGGUGCCUACUUGUCUUGUGCCUUGUGGUGGAAACUUAACAGAGCGAAAAGGCACCAUUUUGUCCCCUGGAUUCCCUGAGCCCUACUUGAACAGCCUCAACUGUGUGUGGAAAAUAACUGUCCCUGAAGGAGCUGGAAUACAGAUUCAAGUGAUCAGUUUUGUUACAGAACAGAACUGGGAUUCCCUAGAAGUCUUUGAUGGAGGGGACAAUACAGCCACCAUGCUGGGCAGCUUCUCAGGUACCACUGUCCCUGCCUUGCUCAACAGUACCUCUAACCAGCUGUAUUUGCACUUCUACUCUGACAUCAGUGUCUCUGCUGCUGGAUUUCACCUGGAGUACAAAACUGUGGGUCUCUCCAGUUGCCCAGAACCGGCUGUCCCCAGUAAUGGCCUGAAAAUUGGUGAAAGAUAUGUGGUGAAUGAUGUGGUCUCCUUUCAGUGCGAGCCAGGAUAUGCUCUCCAGGGGCACUCUCAUAUUUCCUGCAUGCCAGGAACUGUGCGACGCUGGAACUACCCUCCUCCACUUUGUAUAGCCCAGUGUGGCGGAAUCUUGGAAGAGAUGGAAGGUGUCAUCCUGAGCCCUGGCUUUCCUGGAAACUACCCUAGCAACAGUGAUUGUACCUGGAAGAUAUCCUUUACUGUAGGAUUUGGUGCUCAUCUCCAGUUCUUAAACUUUUCCACUGAACCUAAUCAUGAUUUUGUUGAAAUUCGCAAUGGGCCAUAUGAUACCAGUAAUAUCAUCAGCCGAUUUAGUGGGACCGACCUCCCAGGCUCUCUUCUUUCCACGUCACACGAAACCACCUUAUAUUUCCACAGUGACCACUCACAGAACAAGCCUGGUUUUAAAGUAGAAUAUCAAGCUUAUGAACUCCAGGAGUGCCCAGAUCCUGAGCCCUUUGCCAAUGGCAUAGUAAGAGGAGCAGGUUAUAGUGUGGGGCAAUCCAUCUCUUUUGAGUGCCUCCCUGGCUAUCAGCUGAUUGGACAACCAGUCUUAACCUGUCAACAUGGAACCAAUAGGAACUGGGACCACCCAUUGCCCAGGUGUGAAGUUCCCUGUGGAGGAAACAUGACUGCCCAAAAUGGAACGAUCUACUCCCCCGGAUUUCCCAAGCAGUAUCCCAAUUCCCAGGACUGUACAUGGCUAUUUGUGGUGUCAUCCGGAUAUGGCAUCUACCUCAACUUUACCUUGCUGCAAACAGAGCCGUACAAUGACUUCAUCACUGUCUGGGAUGGUUCUCAAGAGACAGCUCCCCAGUUGGGGGUUUUCACAGGACACUCCGUGAAGAAAGCUAUCCAAAGCUCUUCCAACCAUGCUCUGAUGAAGUUUCAUAGUGAUGCAGCCAAUGGAGGCCUCUUUGCCAUCCACUUCUAUGCCUAUCAACUUUCUAAGUGCCAACCACCAACUAUGGUACCUAAUGCUGAAAUCAUCACUGAGAAUGAAGAUUACAAUAUAGGUGAUAUUAUUAGGUAUCAAUGUCUUCCUGGUUUCACCUUGGUUGGAAAUGAGAUCCUGACAUGCAGGCUUGGUACCCACCUCCAAUUUGAAGGCCCUCCCCCAACUUGUGAAGUUCACUGUCCAAUGAAUGAGGUCCUCCGUGAGUCCACAGGAGUGAUCCUAAGCCCAUCCUUCACAGGCAGCUAUCCUCACUUCCAAACUUGCUCUUGGAUGAUAGCAGUGGAACCCGAGUACAACAUCACUUUCACUGUUGAAUAUUUCUUGAGUGAGAAGAAGUAUGAUGAGUUUGGGAUAUUUGAUGGGCCUUCAGGUCAAAGUUCACUGUUACUGUCUCUAAGUGGAAAUUACUCUGCACCACUGCUGGUGACCACUUCAGGAAACAGAGCCUAUCUCCACUGGUCCUCUGAUCAUGCCUACAGCAGAAAGGGUUUCCGGAUCCGAUAUUCUGCUCCUUAUUGCAGCCUCCCUCCAUCACCUCUCCAUGGCUCCAUCCUCAGCCACUCCGGCCUGCAGCCAGGAAGCACCAUUUGGUUCGGUUGUGACACCGGCUACCGCCUUGUUGGCCACAGCUUUUCAACAUGUUCAAGACACCCCCAGGGUUACCACCACUGGAACAAAGCCAUUCCUCUUUGUCAAGCAAUCUCCUGUGGAGUUCCCAGAGCUCCGAAGAACGGGGUUGUUUUUGGCAGGGAGUACACCAUGGGCAGCAAAGCAGUUUACCAAUGCAAAGAGGGCUUUCAUCUCCAGGCCCAAGAUAACUCCAGCGUGGAGUGCCUGGCUACUGGACAGUGGAGCAAUGGCAAUAAUCCUCUUCCAUGUAUGGCGGUCAGCUGUCCUGACAUCAGCAGCAUUGCUGUGGAACAUGGGAGAUGGAGGCUGAUCCAUGAAACUCAGUACCAGUACAACGCACAACUCAUGUUGAUCUGUGACCCAGGCUACUAUUACAUUGGGUAUCGUGUCAUUGGCUGCCAGGCGAAUGGGAAAUGGAGCAUAGGAGAACCUAUGCCGACCUGUAGAAUCAUCUCCUGUGGAGACUUGCCCGUGCCAUCCAAUGGAAACAGGAUUGGAACCUUAACCUCUUAUGGAGCUACUGCAAUUUUCUCCUGCAAUAGUGGCUACACCUUAGUGGGCUCUCGUGUGCGAGAAUGUAUGGCCAAUGGUCUUUGGAGCGGACUAGAAGUGACAUGCCUGGCGGGUCACUGUGGUGAGCCAGGUUCUAUAGUCAAUGGCCAGAUCAAUGGAGACAACUACAAUUACCGUGGCAGUGUAGUGUACCAGUGCAACCCUGGCUUCCGGCUCAUUGGCAUGUCAGUCCGCAUCUGCCAGCAAGAUCACCACUGGUCUGGGAAGACUCCUGUUUGUGUGCCCAUCACCUGUGGUCACCCAGGCAAUCCAACAAAUGGCCUGACCCAAGGCUCUCAGUUCAAUCUCAAUGAUGUGGCCAAGUUUACAUGCAACAUUGGAUAUCGCCUUGAAGGGACUUCCAAGUCCCAAUGCUUGGCUAAUGGCCAGUGGAAUAAACCCUUACCCAUCUGUCGCAUUGUAAAUUGUACUGAUCCUGGACACCUGGAAAACUGUGUUCGUCAAGUGCAACCAAAUGGGCCUCAUAGAUACAGUUUUGGAACAACCGUCUCUUAUCAAUGCAACCAUGGAUAUUAUUUACUGGGCACCCAUGUGCUCACCUGCCAGGGCGAUGGCAUUUGGGACCGCCCGCUCCCUGUCUGUCAUUUGGUCUCCUGUGGCCAUCCUGGAUCCCCACCUUAUGCCCAGAUCUUGGGUGAUGUCCAUACCGUAGGGGCAGUGGUGCACUACAAAUGCCAAGAAGGCAGAAAUUUGAUUGGUAAUUCCAACCGCACAUGUCAGCUUGAUGGGCGUUGGAGUGGCUCUCUACCUCAUUGCUCAGGAAGCAUCCGGGGACUUUGUGGUGACCCAGGAAUCCCUUCCCACGGUAUCCGGCACGGUGAAAACGAGUUAAGCGUGAACAGCACAGUCUGGUUUAGCUGUGAGCCGGGUUACACUCUCCGGGGCUCACUGCAAAGAAUGUGUCAAGCCAAUGGAUCAUGGAGUGGCACUCAGCCAGAAUGCGAAGUGAUAUCAUGUGGGAACCCUGGUACACCCAGCAAUUCAAGGGUAUUAUUCAAUGACGGCCUGGUGUUCUCCAGCUCCAUCAUAUACAAGUGUCGCGAUGGCUAUUAUUCCACAGGUGUGCUCAGCAGGCAUUGUACAGUCAAUGGAACCUGGACCGGGAGUACCCCAGAAUGCACAGUGAUAAACUGUGGGGACCCUGGAGUACCAGCCAACGGCAUUCGAAUGGGCAAUGACUUCACCUAUAAUAAGACUGUCACAUUUCAGUGCAUGCCAGGUUACAUGAUGGAGUCAGAAAGAGCUUCUACUUUAAUUUGCACUAAGGACCGGACCUGGAAUGGGACAAAACCUGUCUGCAAAGCUAUCAUCUGCAAAUCUCCACAAAUUGUUUCCAAUGGAAGGGUCAUGGGCUCAGAUUUCAGUUGGGGCUCAAGUAUCAGUUAUACCUGUCUGGAAGGCUAUCAGCUCUCCCUAGCUGCUGUUUUGACCUGUGAAGGAAAUGGAUCGUGGAGUGGAGAAAUCCCGCAGUGUUUUCCUGUCUUUUGUGGCGAUCCAGGAAUCCCAGCAGAUGGGCGGCGUGAAGAUCGAGGUUUUACUUACCGCUCCUCUGUCUCAUAUUCCUGUCUGCCCCCAUUAGUGCUGGUGGGAUCAGCUCGGAGGUUCUGCCAGACCGAUGGAUCAUGGAGCGGGACCCAGCCAAGCUGCAUUGAUGCAAGUGUUACAACCUGCAUGGAUCCAGGUGUGCCCCUUUUUGGAAUUCAAAACAAUUCCCAAGGUUAUCAGGUUGGAAGUGUCAUCUUCUUCAAGUGUCAUAAAGGAUAUCUGCUGCAAGGGUCCACCACCAGAACCUGCCUUCCAAAUCUGACGUGGAGUGGAAUUCAACCAAACUGCAUCCCACACAACUGCAAGGAACCAGAUACCCCAGCCCAUGCCAACGUGGGUGCUCUGGAUCUGCCUUCGCUGGGAUACACCUUGAUCUAUUCAUGCCAGAGUGGCUUUUAUCUCACUGGAGGAUCAGAGCAUCGGACUUGUAAGGCUGAUGGCACCUGGACAGGGAAGCCUCCCAUUUGCUUGGCGGAUGUCCGACCCAGUAGGCGACCUGUGGGUGCUGCAAAGGAUCAGCAUCUUCCAAAAGUCUCAGUUCCUGCUGAUGUCUUUGCCAAAAAUUCCUUCUGGAAAGGCUCUUAUGAAUACAUGGGCAAAAAGCAGCCAGCCAUGCUUUCUGUCACCAACUUUGAUCCAGUCACCAGUAAAGUGAAUGCCACCCUGAUAGACCACAGCGGUGUGGAGCUGCAAGUCUCUGGUAUUUACAAAAGAGAAGAUGUCCAUCUUCUCCUCCAGUUACACCAAAUUACAGGGCCACUAGAGAUCUUCAUGAACAAAUUCAAGAAUGAUAAGUGGGCAUUGGAUGGACACGUCAGCCCAGAAGCUUCAAGUGGAACAUUUGUCUACCAAGGGUUUGUCCAUGGCAAAGGUUUUGGACAAUUUGGCCUCCAAAGACUAGAUAGCAGCAGCAUUGAACGGGAUCCUGAAUCAAUAGGACAUCCAUUUGCAUCCAACAGCAGCUCAGUUGCAGCUGCGAUCCUUGUGCCUUUCAUUGCCCUGAUGAUUGCAGGGUUUGUGCUCUAUCUCUACAAGCACAGAAGGAGACCGAAGGUGCCGUUCAAUGGCUACGCCGGCCAUGAAAACACCAAUGUCCGAGGAACAUUUGAAAACCCAAUGUAUGACCGCAAUUUGCAGCCAACAGACAUCAUGGCCAAUGAGGCAGAGUUUACCGUCAGCACUGUGUGCACUGCAGUAUAG